Molecule: messenger RNA, 2377 nt
Organism: Impatiens glandulifera
Lineage: Eukaryota; Viridiplantae; Streptophyta; Magnoliopsida; Ericales; Balsaminaceae
Product: serine/threonine-protein kinase 38-like
Exons: 14
Coding region: 427-2004 (525 amino acids)
Biological process (GO): peptidyl-serine phosphorylation; intracellular signal transduction
Molecular function (GO): ATP binding; protein serine/threonine kinase activity
Source: RefSeq, a predicted model, not a curated record
AAAGUAUAAGAAAAGAAGGAGAAAGGAAAGAGAGAGAGGGAGAGGUCAUCGUUAGUUGUAAGCAUGUCCAUAUGAACUGAAAUGGCGGAUUAAGAGUUUCAUGUUAUCCAAUGAAGUUCAUAUUUUAGUUCAUCUUCUUUAGUCAAUCAUAUAAUUUAUUCUUUUUUAUCAGGAUUAUUUGGAUAGAUCGGAUUCCUCGACUGUGUUUCCUGCACGCACGACGUUUACGGUUGGAAAAAGACACUAAGGACUUGGAUCCUUACUGAAUCUGGUUAAUUUUUUAUUGUUGAGGAAAGUCAUUUGAUGAGGAUUUGUCAAUUUUCUUCUUAGUCCUGGUUUUUCAAAUCCUAUUGAUCAAGGUGUGAUUGUCAAGUUCAACUAUUUGCGCAAUGACUGUCAGCUGAAUCUUGUGCUGACUAAAAAGUGAUGGAUUCGGCAAGAAGUUGGUUACAGAAACUUCAACCUAGAGACAAGAUGAAAGCAACUAGGAAGAAGGAAACUGGAAGAGAGGAUAUCAGGGAGAUGACAGAAGAAGAAGCCUCUAAUGUUACAAAACAGAAGGUUGCAGCUGCAAAGCAGUAUAUUGAGAAUCAUUACAAGGAGCAGAUGAAGAAUCUGCAAGAGAGGAAAGAACGACGCAAUUUACUUGAGAAGAAGUUGGCGGAUGCUGAUGUUUCAGAGGAAGAUCAAAAUAACCUUCUAAAGUUCUUGGAGAAGAAGGAAACGGAAUACAUGAGACUUCAAAGGCAUAAAAUGGGUGUAGAUGACUUUGAAUUAUUGACAAUGAUUGGAAAGGGUGCAUUUGGAGAGGUCAGAAUUUGUAGGGAAAAGACUACUGAACAUGUAUAUGCAAUGAAAAAGCUUAAGAAAUCAGAGAUGCUCCGUAGGGGCCAGGUUGAACAUGUGAAAGCUGAAAGGGAUCUUCUUGCAGAAGUUGACAGCAAUUGCAUUGUCAAACUCUAUUGUUCUUUCCAAGAUGAAGAACAUCUCUAUCUGAUCAUGGAAUAUCUACCUGGUGGAGAUAUGAUGACUUUGCUUAUGAGGAAAGAUACCUUGACUGAAGAUGAGGCUAGAUUUUAUGUAGCGGAAACAGUUUUGGCAAUUGAAUCCAUUCACAAACAUAACUACAUUCACAGAGACAUCAAACCCGAUAACUUGCUGUUGGAUAAAUAUGGUCACUUGCGGCUCUCAGAUUUUGGUUUGUGUAAACCUCUAGAUUGCAGCACUCUGCAAGAGAAAGAUUUCUCCUUAGGGGAUCACCUUAAUGGAACUGCCCAAAAUGAUGCUCGCCCUUCAGCUCCAAAGAGAACUCAACAAGAGCAAUUACAGCAUUGGCAGAAAAACAGGAGGAUGCUUGCUUAUUCUACUGUUGGUACACCUGACUAUAUUGCACCUGAAGUUCUGCUAAAAAAAGGCUAUGCAAUGGAAUGCGACUGGUGGUCACUGGGUGCUAUUAUGUACGAAAUGCUUGUAGGAUAUCCACCUUUUUACUCAGAUGAUCCCAUGUCCACGUGUAGAAAGAUAGUAAAUUGGAGAACACAUCUGAAGUUUCCCGAAGAAGCGAAAUUGUCCCCGGAAGCUAAAGAUCUUAUCGCUAAACUACUUUGUAGUGUCCACAAUAGGCUCGGAUCAAAAGGGGCAUACGAAAUAAAGGCUCACCCUUGGUUCAGUAGCAUCGAUUGGGAUAAAAUAUAUCAUAUGGAUGCUGCAUUCAUUCCUGAGGUCAAUGAUGAGUUGGAUACACAAAACUUUGAAAAGUUUGAAGAGAUUGACAACAAAUCUCAUACUCCGUCGAAAGGUGGUCCUUGGAGAAAGAUGCUGUCCUCCAAGGAUGUUAACUUUGUUGGCUACACAUACAAGAAUUUUGAAAUUGUCAAUGAUUACCAAGUACCGGGAAUGGCUGAAUUGAAGAAGAAAAACACAAAGGCAAAGAGGCCAACCAUCAAAUCAUUAUUUGAGGAAGAUUGUGACACAUCAGAAGCAGCAGGCAGUGAACGCGAAUGAUAUGGAAAGGUUUCUUUAUUCCUUCUUCGUAUUCUUCUUGAUAUUUGUAGAGAGCCAAUUUGACUCAGAAUUAACCAUAAAUCUGUAAAGAACGAAAAAUUUGUGCUAGCAGUGCCAGUCUCUGAUGGGAUGGAGAUCGCAACGCGGCAACUGGUACUAACUGGUACUAAUAUUAUUAUUAUUAUUAUUGAUUCAUAAUGUAUUGUUUGUGGGUAAAUUUUAUUCCCCCAUCUUUUUAUCUCUUUUUAUUCUGGAUUCUGGCAUUUGAUCUUUCCAUCCUUGUUUAUCUUUACUGAUAAUAUUGUUAUUACCAACUCUGUAAAAGACCCUCCCCUUAAAAGAGCUUUAUUUAUUUAUUUGGCACUUUUUACUA